AUGAGCGAAACGACGGCCGAAGAGGAGUUACCGCAGAGUUUGGUCACCGAUUGUGAGACAUCUCUGGUCGACGGCGAGGGGAAGAACUCAUUGAGUUUGUCGUGUCUUCACUGCGAUUGUCUUCUCCUCAGACCUAAUAUCGCAUUGUUUAAGUCAUUGCCGGAGAUGUUAUUACGAAGGGAUGGCGAGAGGAGUGAAGUGGAAGUGUUGUCCGACUUCUGGAUGGUUACCGAUAUGUUUCAGUUCGAGAACAUGGCCUUCAGUAAGAACGUGGAGGACGUCAAGUACUUGGCCUGCGCUGAGUGUGACAUCGGACCCAUCGGUUGGCACAACCUCUGCGACCAGAAGUGUUACGUCGCUCUCAACCGAAUCAAACAUCACUGAACACCACAUCCGCACCAUUUGGACACUUAUUUUGAUCCGAUUUAUAGUUAAUAUAUUUGACAAAAACAGUACUUAUCUUAAGAUUUAAAUUCAUAACUAUUAUCGAUAUAAUUAUAUCAUAUAUUAAUAUAU
This is a messenger RNA of Medioppia subpectinata, 516 nucleotides long. The record is from the annotation of a GenBank genome assembly. NCBI's taxonomy places the organism in Eukaryota, Metazoa, Arthropoda, Arachnida, Sarcoptiformes, Oppiidae.